This is a messenger RNA of Anopheles moucheti, 1511 nucleotides long. Its product is annotated as protein phosphatase methylesterase 1. Bases 231 to 1433 code for a protein of 400 amino acids. The transcript has 5 exons. Gene Ontology annotation, biological process: protein demethylation. Gene Ontology annotation, molecular function: protein methylesterase activity. The record is from RefSeq and is a predicted model, not a curated record. Lineage: Eukaryota; Metazoa; Arthropoda; Insecta; Diptera; Culicidae.
ACCGGCAACGUUUCUAUUGUUUUGAUCACAUUUGUUUACAUUCACUGACGGUUGGCUGACUGACGAGAGCAAGUGGGACGAGCUGGUUUCACGCACAAGCAUCACAGCUGUCAGUUGUGUUUUUGUUCGAUUUUUUCGUACCCGACGCAGUAGCGGUCGAUGUUGGAAAAUUGUGUUGCCCAUAAAAGAGUAAAGUGUUUACAAACUGUGUCCGGUGUCCCGGUCAUCCUAUGUCCAGCCUGCAGCGUGUUAUCAUGAAAUCCAGACUACCGCCGAUGUGUCCGAAUCCACGGUUUCCCAAACCGAGUGAUCGUGGCUUUCGGCGUCAGACGGAUUACAAUCCGUUAAUGUGGGAUGAAUUCUUCGCAGAAAAGAAGGACGUAGAAACGAAGCAGGGCAAAUUCAGGGUCUAUCUGUCCGGCCCAACCGAGCCGGGUGCACCGUUGCUGGUGUUGCUUCAUGGUGGUGGAUUUUCCGCACUGUCCUGGGCACAUUUCAGUAGCGAAGUUACGAAGCUGAUUCACUGUCAGUGUUUGGCUUUCGACAUCCGGGGACAUGGUGAUACGUACACGGAAGAAGAAGAUGACCUAUCAGCAGAACGAUUGGCCACAGAUGUCGGAGACGUAAUGCAAGUGAUGUACGGAGAGUCCGCCCCGCCAAUCAUACUAAUGGGACACUCGAUGGGUGGUGCAAUAUGUGUACAUGCAGCCAACAUGUUUGUGCUACCCUCGCUUAUCGGUGUGGUUGUGAUCGAUGUCGUUGAAGGUACUGCACUGGAAGCGUUGGCAAGCAUGCAGAGCUUUCUCCGAUCGCGUCCUACCACGUUCAAAAGUAUUCAGCACGCUAUCGAGUGGUGUGUACGAAGCGGCCAGGUGCGGAACGUGGAAUCGGCGCGUGUUUCAAUGCCUGGGCAAAUCAUCAACAUCGAAACUAAACAGCUGGCAACGAACGAAUUACCGCUGAAAGCGGACACUACCGCCGAGGAAAAGCUUGAAUUUAAACAUCCGAUGGCGAUAGCGGAAGAUGCGGAGAGCGGCGAUAGUGCGACCGCUUCCGGAAAUGAUCCUGCUAUCACUCCACCGGCAACACCAUCCGGCACGCCGGUAAAUCUGCGAAAAUACGCCUGGCGCAUAGAUCUAUCAAAGUCGGAAAAAUACUGGGAAGGAUGGUUCUCGGGCCUGAGUCAAAAGUUCCUAGACAUUCAUGUGCCCAAGCUGCUGCUACUGGCGGGCAUCGACAAUCUUGAUCGGGCGCUCACCGUCGGACAGAUGCAGGGUAAGUUUCAGCUGCAAGUUCUCGCCCGCUGUGGUCACGCCGUGCACGAAGAUCGACCGCACGAGGUGGCAGAAGUAUUAGCAACGUACUUGAUAAGAAACCGAUUCGCACAACCGACCACCGACGGACAGUUCCUGAGGCAUAUGCCUGCGUGUUAGGCGGUGACGCUAACAGCGGUGCGGGGUGUAUUUUCUCUCACUAAGUAACAAAAUAAAUUUCUAUUUAUGAUUGUAAUA